This is a messenger RNA of Populus euphratica (Euphrates poplar), 1841 nucleotides long. Its product is annotated as protein IQ-DOMAIN 14-like. Gene Ontology annotation, molecular function: protein binding. The transcript is spliced from 4 exons. Lineage: Eukaryota; Viridiplantae; Streptophyta; Magnoliopsida; Malpighiales; Salicaceae. The record is from RefSeq and is a predicted model, not a curated record. The coding region runs from base 169 to 1623 and encodes 484 amino acids.
AUAUACCCACCAGUGAAAUGCCAGCAAACACCCUCACCUCUCUCAACUCCCUCCCUCCACUCCACCCCAAGUUAACUAAUAACUAGAACUUAACCAGCCUCUCCCUCUCACUCCCUGCCAUUGCUAACCCCAAGAACCCAAAACCUUCUCAACAAUUCCCUCUCACUGAUGGGCAAAGCUUCCAAAUGGUUCCGUGCCGUUCUCGGCCUCAAAAAACCCGACCCACCACCAGACCACCCCGUAACAACUCGUUCUAAAGAAAAAAGGAGAUGGAGUUUUGUCAAGUCCCACCGUGAAAAAGACCAACACCAUCACCAACAGCAACAACAAGAGACCGAAGCCGUUAAAGCAGGCGUUUUGUACGGGCAGGAGUUUGAGGAGGACCCAAACAAGCAUGCGAUCGCUGUGGCUGCUGCUACUGCUGCAGUUGCGGAGGCUGCAGUUGCUGCCGCGCAGGCAGCUGCAGAGGUGGUGCGGUUAACAAGCAGCGGGAGGUGUGUUGAUAACAGUGUUGCGUACGUUAGCGGGAGUCCUGGCUUACGUGAAGACUUCGCUGCUGUUAAGAUCGAAGCUGCUUUUCGUGGCUACCUGGCAAGGAGAGCGUUAAGAGCAUUAAAAGCGUUGGUGAGGCUUCAGGCACUGGUAAGAGGUCACCUUGAGAGGAAGCGAACAGCAGAGUGGCUUCAUCGAAUGCAAGCAUUGCUGAGAGCGCAGGCUCGAGCGCGUGCAGGACGUGCCCAAAUUUCUGAAUCCUCCCACUCAAGCAGCAAGUCUUCUCACUAUCACCUCCCUGGUCUGCCAACCUGUGAAAAAUCCGAGCAUGCCAUUCGUGCUACAAGUGGAAAAUAUGAACAAUCAUCAAUGCUUAAGAGAACUGGGUCAAAAUCUAAAGGCAGAGAAAUUGCUGAUCAAGAUGUUGCGCACUUAUCCUUCAAUUGGUCAGAACAUGGAAUGGAUGGUAGAACAUGGGAUCAUCAAGCCCCUUCGCCAGGAACUGGCCCCAUUGAUGAUGACAAGAUCCUCGAGAUUGAUUCUGGAAAAUCACAUAUUAGUCCUAAACUUAGAAAUCUCUUUCACCCUUCUCACCUUUCCUUGUCUGCGGAUCAGUAUAGUCAUAGUUUCACAGCAUCAAAAGGCUCCACAGUCCAUCAAGCAGUUCCAAGCCCCUUAUCUGGCGAAGUUCAAUCUCUAAGUCCAUUGAAGUUCUCUCGUGAGGUUGAGGAAGCAUUUUGCACUGCUGAUAAUAGCCCACAAUUCUACUCCGCAUCAUCAAGGGGUGGCAGUGGUAAGAGAAGUCCCUUCACCCCCAGUAGGAGUGGUGGCUCUAGAAGCUUCAUGAGUGGAUACUCUGACUACCCAAAUUAUAUGUGUAACACUGAAUCUUCAAGGGCUAAGGUGAGGUCUCUAAGCGCUCCAAAACAAAGACCCCAGUAUGAGAGAUCCAGCUCAACGAAGAGAUACUCGGUUCUCGGCUUUGGUGAACAAAGAUCGAGUAGUGCACAGAGUGCCUCUGCCUUGCGUGCAAGUUUUACAAGUAAAGCUUACCCUGGAUCUGGUCGUUUGGACAGGCUGGGAAUGCCUGUUGGGCAGAUACUAAAACGAAGUUUCAAUGGUAACAAAUGAACGUGACUUAGUUUAUACAAGAUUUGUCUUAGAUUAAUCUAUGUUAACUGUCAAGUUGUUUAUGUUGGUGGCUAAUUAGUAUGAUCACUAGACGCUAAGAAUCCAAUGGAAAUCAUCCAUGUAGUGUUUUUGAACUCUGUUUCUGUAUCAAGGGUAAAAUCAAGCUUAACCAGAAGUGUCAAUUCCUGAUUCCAAUUGUAUCAGGCUUCUCUUCUAAA